Molecule: messenger RNA, 959 nt
Organism: Nicotiana attenuata
Lineage: Eukaryota; Viridiplantae; Streptophyta; Magnoliopsida; Solanales; Solanaceae
Exons: 2
Coding region: 100-570 (156 amino acids)
Source: RefSeq, a predicted model, not a curated record
AUCCCUCCAUCUAAAAUACCCUCAUUUCAGACACCCUUCUGCUUACUUAAUCAUCAUUUUCCUUGUUUAAUUUCUGCUCUAGAGUUUAUUCACAAAAAUAUGGGUCAUGACAGCCAUGGGAUUGAGAACAAGAAAUCAGUUGCUAUAGUUGGCCUGAAGAUCUUAAUUAAUCAGAAGCUUUUUCAGGGCAAGGCAAAUCCUAAUAAUGUUUCAAGAUUCACUAGAGUCAAACCCAUCUUCCACACAGAUCAUACUGAAUCUAGCAGCAGUGAACAAAAUUGUUGCUUCCUCAAAUAUUGUUUCCUUUGCAACAAGACUCUGAGGCUUGACAAACAAGUUUACAUGUACAAGGGUGAUUUGGGCUUCUGCAGUUUGGAGUGUAGGAACAGGCAGAUUUAUUUGGAUGAAAUUAAAGAAAUUGAGAAUUGUACUAAGAAAAUGUUACGAUCUUUUCGCAGCCGUGGAGACGGUGGCCGGUGCAGUGAGACUUCGGCUCUAUUGGAGGAAUACAAGCAACGGCGCAACCCCUUGUCAAAUUCCAAGAAUCGGCCUAUAUUCACAUUCUCAUAGUCGAAAUCGGGUUCGCCUAUUGAGUGACCAAUCGAGGGUGAAACAUGGCAGGUUAAAGCUCGAGCUCGAGUUAUAUCGAACUAAGGCGUGAAAUUAGAUCAUCGAGCUCGUGACCCCGGGACCAAACAAGAUCGAGGGAAAUUUGCCGAGUCAAAUAACGGAAGGCCGAAAUAUCCACGAUUGGUUGGAAAACACGGCAGAAAUCUCUGCACGUAUCAAGGAGAGGCCGAUUAAUUAGUAAAUCAUGAGAUUAUGAGAUUUUUUUUACCUUGUAUAGAAUAAUUAUAUCUAGAGUAGAACACCCCUACUAUAUAAAGGGGGGUUUGAUCAUCUGUAAAACACAUUAUAAUACACGCCAAAAAGCAAUACCCUGUUAUUUCUAGUUCUCA